AUGAGCAAACACAAGGUAUGGCCUGGUCUUACUCGAUACCAGCUUCUGAAAGUCCAGAUGAAAGGCAUAAUUUGGCUAACAGGCGUUGCUUCCGCCCCUCUAGCGACCCAAAACAUUCUCGAUCCGCGACGGGUAGGGAAGCAGAACUCUGGCUUCUCUGACGAAGACAUAUCCGACAUCAUCUGCGUACUGUAUCCGCAUUCCGACGCCGCACGACAAGAGGUUCAAAGGCUAGCUCAGGAGAAUUCGCAGUAUAUUAUCGGCAAGGACGAAGCGGAUGACGUUGAGCCCGACUAUGAAUCAGAGGACCAUGCGAGCCGCUUCGAGUCGCAUCCCGUCAGCCAUGGCAACUAUGCCAUCAUCCUGAGGCUUUCGUCCCAAGUCAAGAGCCCGUCUGCCGGCUUUGCUUUUGGAAGGAAUAGCGCUAGGUGCGAUAUUGUCUUUACCAAUGAUCCGUUUCGGCGCAUUAGUAAUAUCCAUUUCCGGAUAUAUGUCAAUGAGUAUGGAAAUGUCAUGGUUGAGGACCAGUCCACCAAUGGUACCUUUGUCGACAGGCAACUUCUCACACGGCACCCGAAGGAGCAGUCGGUGCAGCCCACGAACAAGUGGGUGCUGGGUUCCGGAACCAAUAUCCGGAUUGUCUUGCAUAAUGAGACUCGGGACCUGACGUUUCGUGUGAGGAUUCCUCGCCGCGAUGACGGCUAUGACCGUGCCUAUAUCGCAAAGGUCAAUGAGUACUUUAUUCGUCAUGGUUUGCACCCUGCGAGCGGCGAGACUCCUAAUCUUGGUCCUGGUCCUGGUCCUAAUCCUAAUCCUACCAUUACCGGCCCGGUCGACCUGUUCAAGGUUCCCGGAGGGCCACAGGCGAAGAGAGUGGGAUUCGAUGCAACCCCGUCUCCUCACCCAUCGCCUUCUAAACGGAAAGACUCGCAUGGUUUGGUUCGGAAUGAGUGGAAGGGUUCUGGGAAAUAUAACCGCAUAGGCAUGAUUGGUAAGGGAGCUUUUGCCGUGGUGUAUAAGGUGACGUCGAAAUAUGACGGACUUCCCUAUGCCGCAAAGGAGCUUGAGAAGCGUCGUUUUAUCAAGAACGGAGUCCUGGAUCAAAAGGUUGAAAAUGAGAUGAAAAUUAUGCAGCGAGUGCAGCAUCCAAAUAUUGUGCGUUAUAUUGAAAAUUUUGACUGGGAGGACCGGCUUCUCAUCAUUAUCAUGGAGUACGUGCCGCUUGGUGAUCUCGGCAAGACCAUUUCCGACGACGGCGCGUUCACAGUGGAAAUGACACAAACCAUGUCGAAGCAGUUGCUGAGUGCAUUGGGCUACUUACAUGCAAACAACAUCACCCAUCGCGACGUUAAGCCGGACAAUAUCCUCAUUCAGUCUCUGGAACCGCUUGUGGUCAAGCUUACCGAUUUUGGACUGUCUAAAAUGGUUGAUACGGCGGAGACAUUCCUGCGCACGUUUUGUGGCACUCUUUUGUACUGUGCCCCUGAAGUGUACACGGAGUAUGCCGAAUAUGACGACAAUGGAGUCAGAAACCGCGGGAAGAGAAUGCGACGUAUGCCUGGACAAAGAUAUAACCACGCCGUAGACAUAUGGUCUCUAGGAGGUGUAUUGUUUUAUUCGCUUACUGGGGCACCGCCUUACCCCGUCAAAUCCGGAAUCAGCUACUCGGAAUUGUUGCACAAGAUCAUGACGACAAACUUGGACACGAUGCCGCUCCAAAGGGUUUCUAUAUCUGAGCCUGGGGUUGAUUUUAUUCAGCGAAUGCUGCAAAGGCGACCCGAGAAUCGCGCAACUAUCCCUGAGCUCGAAAGUCAUCCUUGGCUGGCGGGAUUUGGAUCCACGAUACAGGCUUCUCAGUCGUACGAUGAAAUUACGGAUGAUGAAGAUUAUCCGUCGCAACUACAGCAGCCUGCGGCGUAUGACGAUGACAGAGUCAGCGAUUCUAUGAGUGAUGUAUCUGACAAAGAGAAUAGUCAUAUGGACUACGGCACGCAACAUCCACGUUUGUUUGGAGAGGUUGGUGUAUCGGCCAUAGGGUCAUCUGGUGUCAUUCCCGAAAACUACCUUAAUCUGCCUGCCGAGCACAGCAUGGGUUCUACAGAAAUUCUCAACUCACACGAGGAUGAAGCCUAUGACUCUGGGGACUCGGACACCGUCAAGGGAAGAAAUCGCCAUGUGUACCAACACAACAUGACAUCCAUAUACCCGAAUCAGUCAGCAGAUCAGCUUCAAAGCUUGGUGGAAAACGUGGCAUCACAGAGCCUCGGAGGCAAUCCCUCGGUUGUUCAGGAUCUUGGGACCUCACAGCCGCUGUCCUUCUCCAUGGACCCCAAUUCAAGUAAAAGAAAGCCACCCUCCCAUGAUACCAGCGAGGAGUACGACGAGAACACGCCACCUGGCAAACCCAUCAUCAAGAGAUUGAAGUCGGAAGGAAACCUUGAGGAACCUUCCCGUGAAGUGCUAGAGGAAUUUCGACUUCUCGCCCGAAUGCCCCAAGUAACGAGACUUGAUUCUGGUAGGCAAAUCGACUACCCCGUUAGCAAGAUGGUGUGGUGGCAACAAGACAAAAAGACAUGGCAUACGCGGUAUCCCGAAAUGACACAGCGCCAGCACGACGCCUUUAGGCAAGCGGCAACGGAAGGAGGCGAGAUUUUCGGGCCGGGCAAGACGCCGCUUUGGGAUCUGGCAAUGAAGUAUUUUGCUCCCAGUCCGGAACCAGAAGGCAGAAACGGCCAUUCAAACAAAAGUCCACCCAUAGGACUGAGGCGAGACGACAGCAAGAUGGUUGAAGAUACGGUGGAGUUCCCACCUACCGCGGCGCCAGUCGAUUCAUCGUCAAUGCCGGACACCUGCCCUCCUGAUACCAAAAUCGUAGUGCCAGUCCAGGAAGACAUGUCUGCGAAUAGAGCGGUCGCAUUAGUGGAUACCGAUGCAUCAUCUUGCGUUCAGGGGAUUUCAUUCCCCAUCACCGACUCGCUGGUAUCGUUUGGUAGAGGACCCGAGAAUACAGAAAGCUUCAAGGACAAGCAAGAACCGAGGAUACCAAAAUAUGCAUUUAAACUUAUGCUCUGGAGAGACGGUUACGACCCGUCCAAGCAUUCCUCAAAGGGAGACCAGCCCUGGUGUAGAGGGGAGUCUCCAGAAGACGCUCAGUAUCACUUUUGGAUAUCUACCAAGGCCACUCUGGGUAUCAAAAUCAACGGAUACAACCUGGCAUCAUCGGACUCGAAGAAUCCUACAGGACCGUCUCAGUACUGGGCCAAGGUUUACGACGGCGACUCCCUUAUGAUCUGGGGCGGACAAGAUCCCAAAAAUCAAACUAGACUUACAUUCCGGUGUUUCUGGGGAGCAUCCCGACAUCCACGACCGGCAGAUAGACAACAAUUGGAACUGGCUAGUUCCCAAACAGCGGCGAAGCUAGACAGCAUAUGUCAACGGACGGAGAGACGAAUCCGUGACACGAUGGAGAAGAAGCGCCGGUCUGACGAAGCGAACGCGGAUCAGCGAUUGCGCCAGGUGGAACGUGAGCGCGAGCGCAGUCGUCUCUUUGAGCAGAAGAGAGUUGAGGCUGUUGAGUUUUUGGCCGCAAAACAGCUCAUUUCGCGAAAGGGGUCGCCUGCAAAUGGUGCGGCGGGAACCUCGACAAGAGCGUAUCUGGCGCCUAAUGCGAGCUUGAGUCUGGAUAAGACGAUGGGCCACGCGGGCCGGUAA
Molecule: messenger RNA, 3711 nt
Organism: Pochonia chlamydosporia 170
Lineage: Eukaryota; Fungi; Ascomycota; Sordariomycetes; Hypocreales; Clavicipitaceae
Product: CAMK/RAD53 protein kinase
Exons: 2
Coding region: 1-3711 (1236 amino acids)
Biological process (GO): peptidyl-serine phosphorylation; autophagy
Cellular component (GO): cytoplasm
Molecular function (GO): protein binding; ATP binding; protein serine/threonine kinase activity
Source: RefSeq, a predicted model, not a curated record